Paramuricea clavata is the source of this 453-nucleotide messenger RNA. Lineage: Eukaryota; Metazoa; Cnidaria; Anthozoa; Malacalcyonacea; Plexauridae. The record is from the annotation of a GenBank genome assembly.
AUGCACUCUGGAAAUACGUCAGGAAGAAACAAAGGCCCAAGCAAGCCGAAGGGAGAUUGUUUUGUAUGCGGAAACCCUGGACAUUUCGGCAAGCAAUGUAGUAAAAGAAGUUCAGUUUACUGCCCAAAGUGCAAGAAAAGGGGACAUUUACCAAAAGCAUGCAGAAGUUCAAGUAAACCCGAUAAAUCCACAAAAGAACCCAACUCAUUUGCAUCAUAUUCUCAAUGUAUGAACAGUGGUACUGAAACAAGCAGUGGUACUGGCAAACCAAACCAUCUCAUCAUCGAUACUGGUUGUACUGAUCACAUCAUUACCCAAAAGGAACUGUUUGAAAACUUACAACCUUGCAACAUCAAAAAUGUUAAAGAUCCAAAAGGAAAUUUUACUCCUGUUGAAGGAAUUGGUGAUGUACCAGUAAAGCUUCAUCUGAAAAAUGGAAAAGAGGAAGAAAUG